Molecule: messenger RNA, 10370 nt
Organism: Ctenopharyngodon idella (grass carp)
Lineage: Eukaryota; Metazoa; Chordata; Actinopteri; Cypriniformes; Xenocyprididae
Gene: ncanb
Product: neurocan b
Exons: 15
Coding region: 332-4216 (1294 amino acids)
Biological process (GO): cell adhesion
Molecular function (GO): hyaluronic acid binding; calcium ion binding
Source: RefSeq, a predicted model, not a curated record
CACAGAGAAUUGGCUAUAACGUUACCAUCUAACGCACACUCUUGCCUCAGCAUCUGCUCCGUUCUUUUUGGUGAGGUGAGGUGAGGGGGGAAACGCUGUGAGCCUCCGCACGCGCUUUUGUUCAGUGUCUCCUCGCGACCGGCGAAGUGCGCGCCGUUUCGAGCUCUUCUCUGCGCGAGCGCUGCACGAGACGCAGGCUGAGGAGAAAUAUCGUGCUUUUUGAAUUAUUUUAACGAAGGAGUCAAUUUUAACACAUUUCUGAGGCUGAACAGAUUUAUACAUUUUGAAUGGUUUACCUCAGCGGCUGUUAUCACCUACUCUGCUGUAUCUGAUGCGAAGCGGCAUUCCUGUGGACUUUCUGAGGCGACGACACGCUUUACUUCAGGGAAGGAUGCUGGGGGAGCUCCGCUUGACUGCGCUCCAGCCUCUCCUGGCUGUGUGUCUGCUCUUCACCCUGGAACACAGCACAGUGAGCUGUGACACUGUGGUUAACAUGCGUAAAGUGACUCACCAGAGGGUCCAGGAGCCUCUGUCGGGUACGGCCCUCCUGCCAUGUGUUUUCACCCUGCGCCCGAGUCCUUCUCACGAACCGCCCCGCAUCAAAUGGACCAAACUGUGGGGUCAACGUGGCGCGGACGGCCUACAAAAGCAGCAAUCUAUUCUGGUGGCUAAAGACAAUAUAAUAAAGGUGAAGAAAGCCUUCCAGGGUCGCGUCACCUUGCCGGGGUACACGGAGAACCGCUACAACGCCAGCUUGGUUCUGACAGGCCUGAGAUCCAGCGACUCGGGAAUGUACCGCUGUGAGGUCGUGGUCGGCAUUAAUGACGAACAAGAUACAGUGCCUCUUCAGGUCACGGGAGUGGUUUUCCAUUACCGCGCGCCCCACGACCGCUACGCGUUGUCCUUCUCAGAUGCCAAACGAGUUUGUGUGGAGAACUCUGCUAACAUUGCAACACCGGCCCAGCUGCAGGCCACUUUUGAUGACGGAUACGACAACUGCGAUGCCGGUUGGCUGUCGGACCAGACUGUGAGGUAUCCCAUCCAGUCCCCUCGGCCUGGCUGCUACGGCGACAGGGAGGACUCACCUGGCGUAAGGAACUACGGCAGCCGAGCCCCCGAUGAGAUGUUUGAUGUGUACUGCUUUGCCAACAGCCUGCAAGGUGAAGUAUUCCACACCAGUGUGCCGGAGAAGUUGAGCCUGGCAUCUGCCUCCACUCACUGCCACAUUCUGGGAGCUCAACUAGCCACAGUCGGGCAACUUUACCUGGCCUGGCAGGGUGGUCUAGACCGCUGCGACCCCGGUUGGCUAGCCGACGGCAGCGUGCGUUAUCCAAUCAACGUGCCCCGGCGUAACUGCGGAGGGGAUGAACCAGGAGUACGGACCGUUUACCACAACCCCAACCGCACCGGCUUCCCAGACACUACUGAUCUCUUUGAUGCCUACUGCUAUCAAGAGAAGAAUUUUGAAGAGCAGGCGGCGAUACUCCACAUGACUCUAGAAAACUCCACUUUGAGCUCUUCAAGCGCUGAAGAGGUGCAGCUCCAAAGAAACGGAGUCUUCCCUGAACCUUCAACUUGGACCGGUCUGGUCGAUCUGGAGAAGGAAGAUUUCAAGUCCAUCAUAAACAACGAAUCUUCAGAAAUCUCAGAGGAGCAUGUUGUAAUCCAUCUUGAACCUGAAGAAAGGUCUGUAGACUGGGAAGACGAUCCCAAAGAUGCUGUGGAGAAGCAGGAGAACCUUCAAGGAGGUUCAGCGAAAGAGGAAACCGAUGAUCCCGAUGGUCCCUAUGUAUCUCCUGACCCAUCCUCAACUGCGCCUUCCUCCUCUACGCAAGCUCAGACCAGCAACAGCGUCAUUUCCAACUUUGUGAACACAAUCAUGAAGCCAUUUCGGUACUGGACCGGGACUGGAGAGCCUCAAAUACCAGCCACAGAGUCCAGUCUCUACAGAGGAACCUCAGAAAUGGUCCCACCUGCCAGGACGAAGCCAAGUAGAGGGAAAACAAGCAAAGGAGGUGCUGAUAAUGCCAUUGUGGAGCCAAAUACUAAGGGACAUUCAUAUGACCCUUCCUCAUCAGAUCCAGAAGAAGAGCUCCUGGAGCAGGAGAAGGAGGUGGUCCUAAUGGCUGCACAGCAGGAGAUAAAGAGUCCAAGCAAUUCUCAUAUGGAUCAUCCAUAUUCACAGGCCUUCACAGACAGUUUCACCGGACCAUCCAAAGGAGCAAUUGGAUCCGGAACAGCAGAUCCGACUCUUUCUUCAAGUCCUUCAGCAUCUAAAAGCUUCGGUUCAAUGAGGAGCAGCCAACAAAUUUGGGCGCUAAAGUCCUUGAAAGUCGCCCCAAGCAAUAAUAGGCAUUUCAUAACUCAAACAAGCAGUCCAAUGGAAGCCAAAAGGGGCGUUUUGGAGAUUAUGACCAUUCCUGUCUCCAGGAACAACCCUGAGAACUUCUCCGGGGAAGGGAAAGAUUUGAACGAGGACAGUUAUCCUAUUCCCAAAGGUCCUCUGCCGUCAUUAUCUGCAGAGGAUGAAAAAGAUGCAGAGGGAAGUGGAGGGAAAGACAUACCAUUCACCCAUGACAGCCAAAUGAAAGGAUCCGAUGACCACGGCAUCCCGCUGGAGACCACUGUCAAAUGGCAGCUUACGAGUCUCCAGACGACUCAACCUACUGGUGCGUCCAGUUCUUCUGAACCUAAGCACAUGGAACCGGCCAGCACAGCUGAGGAAGCCAGGGGGGAAAUUGCGUACGUCCAUCGGCCUAUUGAAAAGCGCAAAAACAAUCCCUCGAACAAAGUCAAUGUGCCUUUCGUUAAACGGAAGCAAGAUGUAGAGUUGACCAGGGCACCGGAAGUGCACACUUACAACAUGCCUACCACAUCAAGUCCUGUCGUUCCCAGCAAGGUCGAGCUAGCAAUUACGUCAACCAAUAGGAUCCCCCCUUUCCAGUCUGGAGAAGAAACCACUACCGAAGACAUUUUGUGUACUCCAGAUCCAGCCAUUUCCAGCACGUGGUUACCUGUGGUUCAAGAGGAAGUAGAUACUCCACAACCGAAAGUUCCUACGAUACCAACGACCCAAGCUGGACCUACGGUUCAGCCAACAAGUCCAGAUCCAAACAAUGCUUCGCAUCAGGCUGAGUCCAGGUCAGGAGGGUCGGAGUCGUUUGUGGGGGCUCAUGGCUGGAUAACAUCCAAACCGGUUCCUAUGGAGGAGCCUUCAUCCCAGACCACAGGAAGUCCAGAGAAAGACACCACAAACACAACUGCGGCUGGAUGGAAAAACAGCCCCUCCAGAAGUUCAGAAGAUGAUCCCUGCCAGACCAACCCGUGCCUGCAUGGUGGGAGCUGUCUGACCGAGGGGGAAGGAUAUAGUUGCCUUUGCCCUCAGGGCUAUUCAGGAGAGAGCUGCGAGAUCGAUAUUGAUGAUUGUCAGUCCAAUCCAUGUCAGAAUGGAGGUACCUGCAUUGACGAGAUCAACUCUUUUGUAUGUCUGUGUCUGCCCAGCUAUGGUGGAGCCACUUGUGAGAAAGAUACUGAGGGUUGCGAGCACAACUGGAGGAAGUUUCACGGCCACUGCUACAGGUACUUCACCCGUAGACACACAUGGGAGGACGCUGAGAAGGACUGCAGAGAGCACAGCGGUCACUUGGCCAGUAUCCACUCCACGCAAGAGCAGGACUUCAUUAAUGGAAUGAGCCAUGAGAACACAUGGAUUGGCCUGAAUGACAGGAUGGUGGAAGAUGACUUCCAGUGGACCGAUAACAUGGAUCUGCAAUAUGAGAACUGGAGAGAGAACCAGCCGGAUAAUUUCUUUGCGGGCGGAGAGGACUGCGUGGUGAUGAUCGCCCAUGAGAAUGGCAAAUGGAACGAUGUGCCCUGCAACUACAACCUGCCCUACAUCUGCAAGAAAGGCACAGUACUAUGCGGAGCUCCGCCGGCCGUGGACAAUGCUUUCCUGAUUGGUAGGAAGCGUUCGCACUACGACAUACACUCUGUGGUACGUUACCAGUGCGAUGAUGGUUUCCUCCAGCGCCACAUCCCUACCACUAAGUGUCGUGCCAAUGGCAAAUGGGACCGACCCAAGAUCAUCUGUACAAAGUCACGGAGAUCUCACCGCUACAGACGCCACCACCACAAGUCCCACCACGAGCGCAGAAAGCACAAGAGGCACGGUUCAGGAGGUCAUCGAGGUCAACAGGAGGGUCACGGCCAUUUCUAACCAAAUAAUCCCCUCCUUUCCGCCAGCCUUUCACCUAAACCUCCUUAUCUUUGAUAUCCGACGGCCUUUCACCUUUUCCCUCUUCUCGCCUGGGUCAGUCUACCCCCAUUAUGAUCAGAGGGGGCACUGCUGGACCUCACAAGGACUAUAACAAUUUUACUUUUCCGUCUCUUUAUCCGUUAAUGUUCCAUCUCAUUUUAGUGAAUCAACCGUGAGGAAAGUUCUUUCGUACCUUCAAUGUAGAAAACACUCUAGGUAACUGUUUAUGUAUUUUUACAUAAGCAUUAAUGGAGCGGGAGAGUUGGUACAACAUGUAAAUAUUGUAUUUCUUUUCAAAAUGCAGGAUCAAAUCAAAACCGCCAGGAAAUGCUUGGUAUCCGUUAGCUCAUGCAGUAUUUCUUGACCGUUUUGACGUUGGUUUGCUCUUUGUAAGACAUUAACCUAAUUUAUACAGUAUUUCUGAGUAUUGAUGUGUUUUGGGUUGCGAGGAGUGGUGCUCAUCCUGAUUUUCAGUGCAUAAACUGCGCAAUUCACGCAAAAAUAAAAAGAAAAUUCAUCCUCAUGUUGUUCUAAACCCAUACGACUUUAUUUCCUCCAUUGAAGCGCAGAGAUGAGUGAAUGGCAACAUUUCAAACUUCAAAAAACUUCAAAAAAGCAGCAUAAAAUUAGUUGUUUUUUGUUUUUUGUAGCCGUACAAUAGAUAUGUGCGAGAAACAAAGGUUUUUAAUAAUCAAAAGCCGUUAUCGUUAAUCUCCCCUCAAUUGUAACUUUCACAAAAAUGUGAUGUUUGAUGUCAAUGAUGUCAAAUCUGGCAGCUUGAUGACAAACGAGAUUUCAGACCCAUAUCGGUGGAGUUCUCUGUGAAUAAUCAUUUAAAUUUCACAUUUAAUAAGAAGGAUAUAGAACACAUAUAGUCAUACAAACCACUUUAAUGAUCAUUUUACAGUACUUUUAGUCAUUUUAGGAGCUGUUACAGCCCGGGUCUACAUCCAUUUUUAUUGUAUGGAAAAGAGCAGCUUGAACACUCUGCAAAGUGUCUUCUUUUGUACUCCACAGACAAAAAAAAAAAAAAAAAAAAAAAGGUAAUACGGGUUUGGGAAGACAUGAGGGUGAAUAAAUGACAUACUUUUCAUUUUUGGGGUCAAAAUAUUAUGUUAUGUUCUACAGCCCUUAACUAGCAAUUAACACAGAUAAAUAUCAACCCUUGACUGAAUUAGACAAGAUUUGACAAGAAUUAGGUAAAAUAUGCCACUGUAAAAUCCCCCCUACUAGUGGUCCCUCAAUCUGUUAUUGAUAGUCUAUGUCAUGAUCUCCUACUUUCUCACCCACAGAGGAGAAAUUGUUCUGUCAGAGACUGUCGUCGAGAAAAAAAGCGAGAAUUAGAGAGACGGAAAGAGAGGUUCGACUUGCCGGUCUUAAUUGCACUCGGCUACAUAUACGGCACAUCAAACUGAGCCAGUGACAAGGUACUUUUAACAGCCUCGGGGGUCGAACGCUACGCCUGUAAUUAGCUUCUCAAUGUGGCACAGUUGGGGAAGAAAUAAAAUAGGGAUGGAUUCCCAUGAGUGGGACGAGAACGAAAACAAAGAAUCCAGAUGGUGUGAUAUCACAUACAGGUUAGAUGUUAAAAGUGCUCAUGGGUAAAUUUCAAAGGCAGGGAUACCUCCAGCACUGAAGAUCAGAAGGUUAAAAAGGAAAGGCUCAUGCAGAAGAAAGCCAGUUGAGAUUCAGCAUUUGGCCUUCUGUUCUCCUCAGAGCGAAAGAUGUGAUCUGGGCUCACUGUGGUUUUAUAACGCACACUUUUUUUUCUUACCUACCAGGUGCGUGUCCUGUUUUUCAAAGAGUACUGCGACAGCUGACUCAAAAAUGAGGACUGCUCCUUAUUCUCUGCCCUCUCAACUAUCCUCCUUACUUUAAAAAAGGGCAGAGUCUUUAUUUUGCAGAGCAUUUUUUCUAAUGCCGAGGUUUGUGCUUAUCUCGCGCUGUUCCUCUCUCAAUUUCCCCAUGAGAUUGCAAACGUAGCCCAGUUCUCCGCCAACUUCUUUUCAACGUCAGCGCUCCCUCAUCAUUCCUUCUCUACCUUUAUCCACCUUUUUUAAUGAAAUAUCCCAAAAUUCAGAGACUGUGAAAAGCCAGUAGUCUGAAUAUCUGAACGAUUAAUCUUUUUUUUUCAAGCAAGCUUAAUUAAUGUUGAGGUUACUGACAAUUUUUUUUUAUAAAGAAGGAAUUGACUUCAAGAAAAGGAUGAUUUUAAUUUUGAAAAAAACUGUUUUUGAACAUUUUGAAGUUUAGUCAAAACCAGAAAAACGUAUUAUAGGGUUAAUUUCACAAAAACAGAAAAAUCUAGGUCAUAUUUCACCCCAAUUUAAUAAAAUUUGACUAACAUUGUAGUAAAAGAAAUAAUACCAUAAAUAUUGUUAUAAUUGUUAUUUAUGUUUUUUUAUUCAUUUUGUGAAUAUACACACUAUAUUGCCAAAAGUAUUGGGACACCCCUCCAAAUCAUUGAAUUCAGGUGUUCCAAUCACUUCCAUGGCCACAGGUGUAUAAAAUCAAGCACCUAGGCAUGCAAACUGCUUCUACAAACAUUUGUGAAAGAAUGGGUCACUCUCAGGAGCUCAGUGAAUUCAAGCGUGGUACUGUGAUAGGUUGCCACCUGUGCAAUAAGUCCAUUCGUGAAAUUUCCUCACUACUAAAUAUUCCACGAUCAACUGUUAGUGGUAUAACAAAGUGAAAGCAAUUGGGAACAACAGCAACUCAGCCACGAAGUGGUAGGCCACGUAAAAUCACAGAGCGGGGUCAGCGCAUGCUGAGGCGCACAGUGCGCAGAAGUUGGCAACUUUCUGCAGAGUCAAUAGCUGCAGACCUCCAAACUUCAUGUGGCCUUCAGAUUAGCUCAAGAACAGUGCAUAGAGAGCUUCAUGGAAUGGAGAUGGGAUGAAUUAGGGCGGAGACUGCGAGCCAGGCCUUCUUGCCAACAUCACUGCCUGACCUCACAAAUGCCCUUCUAGAAGAAUGGUCAAAAAUUCCCAUAAACACACUCCUAAACCUUGUGGAAAGCCAUCCCAGAAGAGUUGUAGCUGUUAUAGCUGCAAAGGGUGGGCCAACUCAAUAUUAAACCCUACGGAUUAAGAAUGGGAUGUCAUUAAAGUUCAUGUGCAUGUAAAGGCAGGCAUCCCAAAACUUUUGGCAAUAUAGUGUAUAUAUAUAUAUAAGCAAUAAGGUACGAUCGAGGCUGUGCUGUUUCAUGAAUAAGUCACGGCUGAAGGGCGUUGUUAGGCAUGACGUGAAGCGGAGCGUUAUUCACGAUACAGCACUAGCCUCGAGUACCUUAUUGCUUUUAUAAAACGGUUACCACACAAUACAUAUAUUAAAGCCAAAAAUAUGUAUCAUGCAACUUUCAUGAACUAAACUUUCACUAAAAGCAUUCCUUCUGCCGGAAAAAAUAGUCCCUGACCGUGAACAGCAACAGAAGUUAUAUUAUUACACCAUUAGAUGGCGGCAAAGACUGUCUUUAUGAUUGUGUCAGUCAGUAGCGAAGACUUUUUUUACAUUGAAAAGACUCAAGACACAACUGACAAAUGUUUUGACUAGCGCUGUCAGUCAAGGGAAAACCUCUUAACUGUUAAAAGGAUAGGAUAAUACAUCAGACAUUUAAACAGAUUUUUUAUUAUGAACAUAGGACUGACCUGAAGGAAAAUGCUAAAUCUGAAUGCAGGUAAUAAACUCGCUCAAUUGAUCUCUUUCUCACAAUACUCUUCUAGUCUUACAUAAUACAGGAAGCUUCAAUGAACAAUAUCAGCUGAGAACAAACAGUUUACGUUGUUAAGAGUGGUUGCUAAGGGUGUUGUGUAGUGAUACCCAGAACCGUUGGGUGAAGCGGUCAUAGCCGUGUUUUAUCGUGAAUAAAACACAGCUAUUGACCAAUCAAAAUCAAGGACAGGAACUAACCGUUUUAUAUAUAUAUAUAUAUACACAGUAUCCUUAAAGAAAAAUAUUUUUUUAUUUUGGGGUGAAGAAGGACCAUAUUCUAAACAGGUUUUGCGUGAUUCAUUCGAAUGCCUAUGCAUGAUUUGCAUUGAACAGGAGGUGUACCAGUGUUGUGCAAUUUGUCUGUCAAAAUUGGAGUCUCGUUCUGAUACCCAGUAUCCUAAUAAUCCAUAUUAGCUGCUAAUGUACCUCUAUAUCACACUAAUAGCUCUUUACAGCCCUCAGCUCAGGCUAGCUAAGGAAGGCAGAUGGCUAACAAUGUGGCAACUUAAUUGCGAGCCUUGAUUAUAAAAAUGAACCUCUAAACAAAGAAUGUUCACAGCUGUCUUUUGGCAAGCAUUCUGGAGAACCGUAAGAGGCAGCUGUGGGAUUUUCUUGUGGCAAGUUCUCUGACUAAUUGCCACAGAGCAAUUGCUAUCCCAGAGGUUGUUAUGCUUGCUGCACCACCCCUUUGUAGUUACAUUUGUGAAACAUAGUGUUAUUUAGGCUUGUUUGCAUGACUCAUUCAGCCAGAUUUGUCAACUUUCUCACAAGCAAAAUAUGCGAAAUACUCUUGCGCAUCUCACAAUAGCUGCCAACACUUUGUUUGCAAUCUGCCGCUGCAGUCGAGUAUGGUGUUUUUCCAUUUACUCCGUUUUGAUACAAUGUGCACGUUGUAACGAGAGUUUAACCUUGUCCUUUUCGUAUUCACAUGAUUGUUGGAGGUAAAGAGGAAGCUGUGGAGGUGAGACAGGAGCACGAUGUCCUCUGUUUAAUCAGGACUGCAGGUAAUACACCACAUCCAUCAUCACCUUCAGGAGUAUCACAGCAAGAGUAGCACAUCUGAAUUUUUAGUGGGUUAUCUUCGUCUGCUGGAAAUGUCUUGGAUUGGAUGGUGUCAGAAAGGGAAUUACCAUGACAAAGAAUGCCAGUUCAUCUGCUGGUGGCAGUGCAGAUUGUUCUGGAAAUCGCAGCUGCUUAGUAUACUUAACCCGAACCUCCAGCGUUCCCUGUUCACCUAAACCGUGCUUACAUAGUCUGCCCUUUACCUCAUAUAAAUCUCUAUUGGCACAUAAUCCUAUCUGUAAAUUCCAUCCCAGCCGGCUGUCAUAUCAUUACAGCCAACUUUGUCAUGCACAUGGUUCUUGGGAUGUUAGCGCUGUAGAAGAGGACCUUAAAAAAGAUUCAGUGAUACAGAUUAACAUAUUGUAAGUUUUUUUUUUUAGGUUUCCAUGCUCCAUUGAUGUCCUGUGUAAAUGAGUUACACCUCAGAUCAUGAGACAUAUUGAGGAAAGGUGUGCUAUUUCUUUUCUAAGUGGUUGGAAUUUCGUGAUAAAACUGAAAAGAAAAAAAAGUGUAAACUCACAUUGAAGGAGAGACCCAAGCCAUAACAUCAUAGAGACUUAAAGGUGGCGCUUUCGACUUGGUUUAGUAAAUAACCACCCAAAACACCCUAGCAACCAUGAUAGCAAUGUGUUAAAUACCGCUCAUCAUUCUACCGAGUUUUGCCCAGGUAAUUUCACAUUUUAUCUUGAUAUGGUUGUGUGUUUAGCUUUACAUUGAUAUCCAACGUUUUCAAACUUAUUAUGAGAUCAUCCAGUCACAUUUAUACCUUUCGUGAAAAAUUGUAGUUUUUGUUUAAUUUUCAUCUAAAGAACCAAGACUAUAAGAUUUUCAUGUAUAUUUACAGUUAACGCUGUUAUUUCUGUAUAUUUAUUAUUCAACCCAGCAUUCCCCAGCAUUCUCCUAAAUUCAUUCCUUCAGCAGUAGCAAAGCAACCUUUCGACACCACUCCUCAGCUCUGUGAUGUACAGACUUUGUUUUCGAUUCUUGACGUUUUCCUUCAUUUUUUAUGUAUGUAUGUAUUUAUUUAUUUUUCACUUUUUUAAAAUGAAAUCUGGAUGUGUUUGAGUCCCUGGACCUUAGUCACACAGGCUAAUUCUCCGUCCGUUCUCCAAUGCUAGGCAGAAAACACCACUGCUGCUGCAUCAAACAUUAAACACAAUCUUCUACAUUGAGAUACUGUUGUUUUUUAAAACAUUUUCUUCAGCAGGAUGACCGAGUUAGGCUGUGUGAAUGCUGUCCAUGUGUGUUAUUCAAUAUUUAUUGAUGUUCUUAUGAAUUCUAGUUCUGUCAUUGUAUCAUAUUCUUUACCAAACAAGUGUUCAAUUAAAAACAUUGGAUGGGA